CCAGGGGUCGGGUUUGCUGAGAGCUGCGGCGGUUGCCUCGGUUUCCAUUUUAAAGCUCACCUCACGUCAGGAGGAUGUCGCAAAGCCUUCUGGAUUUGGGGUACUUCGUUCGAGGCUGUUCGCGUGGACUGUGUUGGCGUCCGGUAUUUUUCUGAUAGGCUGAUGUUCUGCUUGUGCAGGAGCUCUGCUUGUGCAGAAUGUCUGAGCUGAGCGAUGAGUCGAGUGAGACAGAGCUGUUCAAUCGCAGCCUGUCCAUGUGGCACGGCUUCGAACAGCUCAUCAGCUGCGAGGAGCUGGAGGUGCCGCUGGAUCUGCACACCGCAUCCUCCCUCGGACAGUACGAGGUAGUGAAGGAGUGCGCCAGAAGAGGGACCGUGAAUCUGAACAGGAAGAACCGUGGUGGCUGGACCCCUCUGAUGUAUGCUUCCUACAUAGGCCAUGAUACCAUAGCGCAUCUGCUGCUAGAGGAGGGGGUGGAUGUCAACCUGGUGACGGAUAAAGGGCAGAGCUCUCUGAUGCUGGCAGCGAGCUGUGGCAACGAGAGCAUUGCGUACUUCCUUCUGCAGCAAGGGGCUGAGCUGGAGAUGAAGGACAACAGGGGCUGGACAGCGCUCUUCCACUGUACUAGCACUGGCCACCAACAGAUGGUCAAAUUCCUUCUGGACAAUGGAGCUGACGCAAAUCUGAGGGAACCUCUGUGUGGAUUCACCCCUCUGAUGGAAGCUGCGGCUUCAGGCCAUGAAAUAAUCGUCCAGUACCUGCUGAACCAUGGUGUCCAGGUGGACAUGAAGGCGUGGAGUGGGGACACGGCUCGUUUGUUAGCACUGACGUACGGCUACGUGAAGAUCACCACCCUCAUCGACUUGCACACUGCCCCACAGUCCAAGUCAAUUCGCCGGGAUCCAGGUCUAUACGAAGAUCUCAGCUCCUCCGAUGAGUCCUGCCCACCCCGCAGCCGACACCUGGACCCCCGCCCACCACAUGCACGGAAACCGAGAGGUCCCAGUAUUCACGAUGGGCCUCAGGCACUGGCCCAGAUCACAGGCAUCAGAGCUGAAGGGUGGUCGCAGCAAUAUGAGUCUCUUCCUCCGCAGGGAUACCUCACAUUCAACAAGGAGGUAGAGGAUGGAGACGAGGAUAUCCUGAACCGAGAUGUCACUUCACCCAUAAAUGAACAGGAUGUAGAAAGCAACAGCAGCAGAGAGGAGAACUCUUUCUUCACCAAUGAUGCCAUGACCAUCCGCAGAAGCAGCAGUAGCUGCAGCGAGGGCCUGGCUCGAGUGCUGGGCGUGAGCCGCGAAGGAUCCCUGGAGAGCAACGAGGACUCUGACCAGGCCAAUCAUUCCCCUCCCAGGAGAGUGCUGCGAACCCGGCGAGGGCACGGGAGCAGCAGCAGCAGCCCCCAGUCUGGUCACAGUGAAGUUCAUUUGAUUCCCAGUCAGCGGGUUCCCAGUCAGAACGAGGAGGAGCUGGUACACCAAGGACCGCAGGACCUGGCUGAGUUUCUGGAGCAGAUCGGCUGUCAGAAGUACCUGAGCGUGUUUGAGGAGCAGGAUGUGGAUCUGAGGGUCUUUCUCACUCUGACUGAGGCCGACCUGAGAGAAGUUGGCAUCACAUUAUUUGGACCAAAGCGGAAGAUGGCUGCUGCAAUUGCCCGGUGGCACAGCAAUGCUCCAGCUCUCAGCCACACAAUGGAGCAGGUCUACGCCGAUCGCCUCGAGACUGAAAUGCAGGAAAUGGCCAUUCAGCUGCACAAGAAAUGUGAAGAGGUGGAGAUGCUGUCGGGGCAGGUGACUCAGGAACGGGAGCUGCGCACCAUUGUGGAAAGCUUUUUGAUGGAGGAUAAAAUAGCCUGGCAGCAGCACCAGAAGCGGGUGAAAGAGACGCAGGGUCUUUGUGAGCACGGUGCCAUCAUCCUAGAGCACGUCCAAGAGUCCCAGACCGAGCAGACAGCCCGGUCCAUCGAUGCAGGAGGGCAGAGGAGAAGCAUGCAGUCCAGGAAGCAAGCCAGGAUCCCUAAGGAAUGUGAGGCUUUGCGUGUGGUGGAACAGAACCUGGAAAAACUGCUGAAUUCAGACAAUGUGGAGUGGACACGGAGAGCUGACCUCUAACUAUGCCUGAGGUCUGGAGGGAAUGUGUGAAAUCCAGUCUUCUCUGACAGGACGGAGGGUGAAAGUGCCUGAAGCAAAGGAACAUUUCUGCUCUCGCUCCAGACUUGCAGACGAUGGUGACGCCUAUCGGUGCGAGGGACGACUGCCCAGAGCCCGGCCUGGAACCGGAGCCGCUCCCAUGGGACAAAACUUCCCAGACAAGCAGCCGUCAGCUUGCUGAUUGGUCUGUGCUUUUCGGAAUGGGUGGCCUGCUCUGAGCAGCAAAUGUGGCCAUGGGGACUGUUCACAAAGUGCGAUUACUCUCACAGUGCUGAUCAAUGUUUGAUGGAUGUUGGUUUUGCUGGGUGACAAGUCUACCCAAGCGUGAAGACCAGGUGUGGGUCUCAAACUGACUUGAGAUUUUGUUCCCCUGCAGAGAAACGGGUGCAAAUGUACUAGUCCAAAGCUCUCAUUGUUCGGGGAUGUCUGCCAAUGGCUUUUUGGCCAAUGGUUUAUUGGUAAUAGGCCAGUGUGUUGCCAUGUGCAGGGCACUCUAUGUUGGAUACAGUUUCUUCCUAUAAUAACCUCCUGCUAUUGCAGCCCUGAGUGGGUGAGGGUUUUCCAUGUGUUUGGGAUGUUUAUGUGACUUUUUUGGUGAGGCAGGGGAGAUGUAAGGGGCCUCUCUGUUAAUUACUGCAUUAAAUACUAUCUACUCAAAUAAUCACAAUGUUAGAGCAGCAGCCCUGCCUGUAUAGUAUAUACACAGUAUAGCUGCAGUGUAUGAGAUUACCCAGAACAAACGUGGAUGAUUCAACGAGCAUUUAUCCAGGAAAUAAAAUAAGAUUCAAUGGAAAAAAA
This is a messenger RNA of Callorhinchus milii (elephant shark), 2948 nucleotides long. RefSeq names its product ankyrin repeat and sterile alpha motif domain containing 3 (gene anks3). Gene Ontology annotation, molecular function: protein binding. Gene Ontology annotation, cellular component: cilium. Bases 198 to 2111 code for a protein of 637 amino acids. NCBI's taxonomy places the organism in Eukaryota, Metazoa, Chordata, Chondrichthyes, Chimaeriformes, Callorhinchidae. The transcript has 16 exons. The record is from RefSeq and is a predicted model, not a curated record.